Molecule: messenger RNA, 1380 nt
Organism: Gregarina niphandrodes
Lineage: Eukaryota; Apicomplexa; Conoidasida; Eugregarinorida; Gregarinidae
Product: C2 domain protein
Exons: 1
Biological process (GO): phosphatidylinositol-mediated signaling
Molecular function (GO): phosphatidylinositol-4,5-bisphosphate phospholipase C activity
Source: RefSeq, a predicted model, not a curated record
UUUAGUAAUCGACGAGUUAAAGGGGAUGCGGAUAUCUUUGACAGCUUCUUUGUCCCGCCACAAAAAUUUCGUGACAAUUACGAGAGUGAGAUUCGAACCUGCGACCUGCAGUGUACUUCGCUAGUGUUUAACGAACGGUACGGUCCAGAAAUGGUAUCACCCACCAUCCUGACGCCGUUGGACAUGUUGAACUGGAUUCAGGAUUUGUCCAUUGAAGAUCUGGCGAUUCAAAACCAGGUGACGACAAGUGACCUGCAUUUGCCGGAUGGGGACGGGGAGGAGGAGCCCAGCCGCACUGCUCGAUCGUUGGUUUCGGAUCGCACCCAGGGAACUCCCCGGCCGGAGCGUACUCCGCGCAGUUCUCGGAAUCCGCGGGUCGAGCGUUCCAAUCCGGACGAGGACAGCGCCCGUGCCAUGGACUCCCGCGCAAAGCACGGCGACCGCACUAGCUCAUUUGUGUGCAUAAGCAACUGCCAUUCUGACAUGUACAUCAUGGCACACAUGGUGGGUGCCCCGGGUGUCUCGUCUGCCCCGGGUGUCUCUGCACGGGGUAUUCGCGACAGUGUGUUGAGCAAGACGGCGGCGACGGGCAGUAUGGCGCGGCAAAGCACGGGCUUACAGGACGAGGCGGGUCGCCAAAAGUCAGUGCGAACACGGAGUAGUUUGGCUGGUGGUGAGCCUGCGGGUGUGUUAGAGAAUCGGCGUCGUAACUACUGGUAUCAAGACUCAAGUUACAGUUACAAGUUAUACUUUGAAGGUGCACAGAUCGUAUGUGAGAGUAGUACUCGUCCUUCGUUGAUGAGCCGUGCGGUGUUUCCGGGGACACAAUCGUUUGUGUUGAAGCCUCGUGCGGAGACAGUGCCAUGCACUCUAACGAUGGAAGUUAUACAGGGGUGUCAGUUACCAACACCCUAUGGUGGUUUGUUGGAUACGCGGGGGUUGGCGCCACAAACGUGGGAAGGUGUGAACCCGUUUGUGGAAGUGAAGGUCUGCGCUCGAGGUUCGGCAGUGCAGAGAGUACGCUCAAAAACGGUCGCCGGAAACGCUCUCAACCCGCGAUUCGAACUCAUGACUCUCUUUCAACUAACGGAUGAGAACGCCGCAGUAGUCGUUUUCCAUGUACUACAUCAAACCGAAGGUGGCGCCUGUCUCCUCGCAUGCAACGCUCUACGCGUCGCAUGGCUCAAUCCUGGCGUACGAUGGGUUCCUCUCUUCGACACAUUAAACAACGAACCACUGCGGUGUGCCGGCCUCUGGGUCAAAGUGCAAAAAGUUACCAAAACUACCGGACGCAAGACUCCUGCACCUCAACACCGUACACCCUCCCUCGUACACCGCAAACACCAUAGACAAAAGUCCGCAUCCAGAAUCAGCAAUUAG